AUGAAUGACGGUACACUCGACAUUCGUGGAAAGGUUCCGCGAAAUGAAGGGGGUGUUGGUUUUGUUGUGUACCCACCUGUCGUCCAUUUUGUCGAUUUUCACGAGAUCCUAUCACCUCAUCUGGCUAUUCUUCGCCUCCGCCCUCUGCGCCAGAAACCCACCAGUAUCAUCGACUGGAACUCACCAACACCAACAGCUGAUAAAUACGAAUUGGACGCGUUUUACGAGGAGUUGGAAGUAGUGAUAAUUUCGACAACUCACCCGUUACAACCAAUCUUCAUUACAUAUUUCCUUAUAAGUGCACAGUUCUUUGUGUCUCUUUGGUCUGAAGAACAUCUAAGAGAGUUGUCUGCAUCACGGCCGCUACUGACGAUCAACACCGAGAACCUUAACGUUUCAAUCGUCUACCCUUUCUAG
Molecule: messenger RNA, 417 nt
Organism: Necator americanus (New World hookworm)
Lineage: Eukaryota; Metazoa; Nematoda; Chromadorea; Rhabditida; Ancylostomatidae
Exons: 1
Coding region: 1-417 (138 amino acids)
Source: RefSeq, a predicted model, not a curated record